AUGGUCGGCGAUGCCAGCUCUCAGAAUCCCCUGGAAAGUCUCGAAAUGAUAUUCUCCGAGUCAACAAAGAAUGGGACUUGGCCUGGCGUGGUAGUUGCAGCAACAAACAGAAGUGGGAGUUUCCACUACGCAAACGCUUUCGGAAAAGACGAAUGUACCUCGGAAGGGAGGCCAUUCACCAUGAGCUCUAUCAUGGCUCUUGCAUCCAUGAGCAAAUUCAUGACCUCUAUUGCUGCUCUUCAGCUAAUAGAGAAAGGACUUGUUGAUCUUGAGACGGAUGUGUCAUCCUUGAUACCAACAUUGGCCCGUCAGGAGGUACUGUACGGCUGGGAUGCAGCAGGUCGACCGCUUACUCAACAACGAAAGAACCCAAUCACUCUCCGAAGUCUUUUAACCCACAGCAGUGGAACUGGCUACGAUAUGAGCAACCCCGAACUCGCCCGCUUCGCAGCUUACAAGGGACGAGAGGUCAAUUCUGGUACCACAAUCGACAAGCGAUUUGGCUACCCACUAGUUUUCGAGCCGGACACUGCAUGGGAGUACGGCACCGGAAUAGACUGGGUUGGACAACUCGUCGAGCGUUUGGCCCGUCAAACGCUAGAAAUCUAUAUGCAACGACAUAUUUGGGAGCCACUUGGUAUUUCGAGGAUGACUUUUUGGCCUUCUACCGUCAGCGGGAGAAUAGCACCGGUCAAAAUAUCUGUUCGAGACCAAGUCUCGGGAGGGUUCUCUGGGCUAAAGCAACCCUUCCUAACCGAAGGAGUGACGGACUGUUUUGGGGGACAAGGCGUGUACGGCUCAAUGGAAGACUUCCUAAAAGUGCUCCAUUCUAUUUUGGCUGAUGAUGGAAAGCUUCUCACAAGCCGGUCAGUCGAUAUGAUGUUCCAGCCGCAGCUUCUGCUACCUAGCCGAGAAGCCCUUCUGAAACGGGUCCGCAACUCCACGCCCGAAUCCUCCUUCAUUGGUAUAUUUGAUAAGUCUCUCUCAUAUGACUGGGGCCUGGGAGGCAUGCUUGCAAUGGAAAACGAACCGUCUGGGCGGAGAAGAAACACGCUGUUUUGGAGCGGCAUGCCUAACUUGUUCUGGGUAAGAAUCAAAUCAAGCUCUGGUUUCGCACGAUACUAA
Messenger RNA from Aspergillus terreus NIH2624, 1125 nucleotides. RefSeq names its product serine hydrolase domain-containing protein. The coding region runs from base 1 to 1125 and encodes 374 amino acids. The transcript has a single exon. The record is from RefSeq and is a predicted model, not a curated record. Lineage: Eukaryota; Fungi; Ascomycota; Eurotiomycetes; Eurotiales; Aspergillaceae.